AUGCCUGGAGUUUCUGACUCGUUGUACACCAUUACCACACUGGAGAUUGGAGCCAACAGUGUACCUGGCAUUAUUGCCCCAGAUAGUGUCCACAUCAGCCAGCCCAGGUACCCUUUGGCUUCUGGAAAUCAUAGGCAGCCUUUGGGGGUGACCACUUACCCAGCCUCAUCAAGAGUGGUCCAGUGCAACACAGGAAGAGUGAACUUCCAGAACCCUCUCAUGGUGCACCAGAAUCCAGCAGGAGUAACAGGUGCACAGAGUCAACUCACAGUGCACCAGUAUCCAGCAGGAACGGCGGGUCUGCAGACUUCAUCUGUAGUGGUCGAGAACUUGCCAAGAAUGGCAGAUCCCCAAACCCUACCCCAGAACCCUCAGAAUCCUCCGAACUUCAUCCCUGGACCCAUGGGCACCUCAAACCAGUUCCGGUGGAACACAUCAUUUGGAUCAUUUUCCACAUUUGACCCCAAGAAAUUCAUAAAUGAGGAGGUCAGGACAUUCGGGGCCAUCCAGAUCCUCACUGGCCUGCUGCACAUCUUUUUGGGGGUCAGUCCUCUCCUGUAUGAGCUACUAUCUGUGACCAGAGCCUCAGGGUGCCUGUUCUGGGAAGGACUGUCUGUGAGUGUAAGGCCAUGUGGCCUUCUUCCUGGGUUACUGGACGGGUCAAGGGGAGAAAGACGAGGCUCGGAGGAGACAAAGCCGGACUGUGUGAUUGCAAGGCCCACGCACGGCUUCACCACUUCACCUUCCUCCCGUGCUGGAUCACGAUCCAAGAGUUUGCUCCUCUUGGAGCCUGGCAAGUCACUGAGGCUUGCAGCUUCCUGCAAGGGUGCUGGGAGCCUGGCCACAUACCCAACCCCACCAAGGUGGAGGCUUCAGACCCAGUCCGGCUCACUCUGGGAUGUCAUUAAACUCAGAGUUCCCACAAGCCCAGCCUCAGACUCUGCUCACCGAGUCCUCUCCCUCGGUCUCCUCCAGAUGAACUGCAGCGUCGGCACGGAUGUCUUCAGUGCAAUCUGCUCUCUGGUCGGACUCUGCAUUCUCGUUUUAGAUACGAUCAUAGCUUCCGAGGAGAGGCAGCUGUGGGUGCAGAGGCAGCAAGGAGAGAGCAGCGUCGGGGGUGCAGCAGCCGUGGCAGCCCGGUGA
This is a messenger RNA of Loxodonta africana (African savanna elephant), 1143 nucleotides long. RefSeq names its product membrane spanning 4-domains A18 (gene MS4A18). Lineage: Eukaryota; Metazoa; Chordata; Mammalia; Proboscidea; Elephantidae. The transcript is spliced from 6 exons. The record is from RefSeq and is a predicted model, not a curated record. The coding region runs from base 1 to 1143 and encodes 380 amino acids.